AUGAUGGAUAAGCUCUUCAUUCUCUGCCUUCUGGGUUUAUUAAUGAUAACUUCAAAUGGAGCUGCAGGGAAAAUGGUGUACGCUGACCUCGACAUCCUUGAGGAGCUUGAGAACUUUGACGUACCGGAAGAUGAUGACGAUGAUGCUCACGACUCAAAGCUCUUUGAUUUGCCGUCAUUCACAAGCCGGAGUUCUGGUAAGAAUCUGGUGAAUGUGGAGACGUUUGGUGCAGUUGGAGAUGGAGUUUCUGAUGAUACUCAGGCAUUUGUAAGCGCCUGGAGCAAGGCCUGCUCCACACCAAAAUCAGUGUUACUGGUUCCACAAGGCCGGACUUAUUUAGUAAAUGCAACAAAGUUCACUGGUCCAUGUGAACAAAAGUUGGUCAUUCAGAUCGACGGAACAAUAGUGGCACCAGACGAGCCUAGCAACUGGGACCCAAAGUUUCAAAGAAUUUGGCUCGAGUUUUCGAAACUCAAAGGGGUCGUGUUCCAAGGGAAUGGGGUUAUAGAUGGCUCUGGCAGCAAAUGGUGGGCUGCUUCUUGCAAGAAAAACAAGUCCAAUCCUUGUAAAAGUGCACCAACGGCACUAACUAUAGAAUCUAGCUCAGGUGUGAAAGUAAGUGGCUUGACGAUCCAAAACAGCCAGCAGAUGAAUUUCAUCAUCGCAAGAUCAGAUUCAGUUCGAGUCUCCAAAGUCUUGGUCUCUUCUCCAGGAGAUAGUCCCAACACCGAUGGUAUCCAUAUCACUGGAUCUACCAAUGUUGUCCUUCAAGACUGUAAAAUCGGCACAGGGGAUGAUUGUGUCUCGAUUGUGAAUGCAAGCUCGAAUAUAAAGAUGAAGAAGAUCUAUUGUGGACCUGGACAUGGAAUCAGCAUUGGAAGUCUUGGGAAUAAUAACUCGACAGGCAUUGUAACAAACGUUGUGUUGGACACUGCGUUCUUGAAAGAGACAACUAAUGGACUCAGAAUCAAAACAUAUCAGGGAGGUUCCGGUUACGUUCAAGGUGUUCGGUUCACAAACGUAGAGAUGCAUGAUGUCUCUAACCCGAUACUCAUUGAUCAGUUCUACUGCGAUAAUCCAACUUCCUGCCAAAACCAGACCUCGGCGGUUAAAAUCAGCCAGAUAAUGUACCGGAACAUAACCGGGACAACCAAAAGCGCAAAAGCCAUCAAAUUUGCUUGCAGCGACACAGUCCCUUGCAGCCACAUUGUGCUCAACAAUGUGAAUCUUGAAGGCAAAGACGGUCAAGUCGAAGCUUACUGUAACUCAGCCGAAGGUUUUGGGUAUGGAGUGAUUCAUCCGUCAGCUGAUUGUCUGUACUCGCACGACGACAAGGGCUGCUUGGACCAGAGUCACAAGCCAGGACCUGUUUUGGUAACCGAAGCCGAGACUGGCCAUGACGAGCUCUGA
Thlaspi arvense is the source of this 1410-nucleotide messenger RNA. NCBI's taxonomy places the organism in Eukaryota, Viridiplantae, Streptophyta, Magnoliopsida, Brassicales, Brassicaceae. The record is from the annotation of a GenBank genome assembly.